Messenger RNA from Fonsecaea multimorphosa CBS 102226, 3030 nucleotides. RefSeq lists its product as uncharacterized. The coding region runs from base 1 to 3030 and encodes 1009 amino acids. Gene Ontology annotation, biological process: regulatory ncRNA-mediated post-transcriptional gene silencing; negative regulation of RNA catabolic process. Gene Ontology annotation, cellular component: catalytic step 2 spliceosome. Gene Ontology annotation, molecular function: protein binding. The record is from RefSeq and is a predicted model, not a curated record. NCBI's taxonomy places the organism in Eukaryota, Fungi, Ascomycota, Eurotiomycetes, Chaetothyriales, Herpotrichiellaceae. The transcript has a single exon.
AUGCCUUCCUCACACCACCAUCCCUCUCAAUACCGGAAGAUUCCUCGCGGCAUAUCCCGCCCUUUGGCCCGCCUUGACACUCGAGAGGAGUCUGUGGAACUCCUUUCUCAUGGUCGAGAAGUCCGCGAGCCCUCUUUGUUCGUCGAAGACCGCAAAGGCGAUCCGCAAAACCUGACAUAUGGGUCACUGGAUCGGCAUGCUGUACCGCGCUAUCGACCAGUCGGUCAUGGUGGUUUACUCGGUCUCGGUCCGAAUUAUCGAAUAGUUUCUCGAUCAGAGUCUCGCCUUGACGUCGAAAAUGUCGAUAUUGAUUCCACACGGAGGUCCCGCAGACAGUCUCUCCUCGAGAAGCUUCCCGAAGACGACCAAGCGGCGGAGAAUGUUCAGUCCGGAGUGAGUCUCGACUCAGACCUGCGCCAGGACUUUCUGAGCUUCGAAUAUGGGCAUCCAAGGAAGAGGAGACGGAUAUUGGCCGGAUCGGAGCACGCAACCUUGGAAGACAGCGACAGUGAUGAGUCAGACACAGACAGCCAGGCGCUUGCACAGCCCAAGGACGCUUUUGAUGAGUUCAAAAGGAACCCCGUCCAUCAGCGUCAUAUGGAUCUCUUGAGAGCCACGGAAACCCGGCCCGAGGACGUGUCGGCAUGGCUAACUUUGAUUGAGUAUCAACCCAUCCUCUUCGGCGAGGAGCGCCGCUCCCGCAGCUCCGGUCCUUCCUCGUCAAGGACUGUUGUCGAUCUCAAGAUCUCGCUGUAUGAGCAAGCGUUAUCGUGCGUCAAAGCUCGCGAAGGUCGAAAUACUUUGAUCCUGGGUCUCAUGCGAGAGGGGAUGACGGUUUGGGAUGCAGAUAAGCAGGCAUCCAGAUGGCGUACUUUCCUCGGAGAGGAUGCCUCGUUCGACAUUUGGCGGCUUUACCUGAACUUCGUCCAAACCAAUCACGUCAAAUUCAGCUUUGAACCUUGUUUGGGGAUCUACAAGCAAUGGCUCCAAAAGGCUGAGAGUGCGUCAGCAGACCACAGGAGAGACACUAGCUGCAUAUACAUUCUUUUACGCUUGACCUUGUUUGUGUGGCAAGCCGGGUAUACCGAACACGCGGUUGGGAUUUGGCAAGCGCUCCUCGAAUUCAAUUACUUCCGACCCCGAGACAUCGCUCCCGCAGAGCUCAUACCAUCCUUCAAGCAAUUCUGGGGGAGCGAGGUUGCGCGAAUAGGGGAGGAAGGUUCGGCGGGGUGGCGAUCAAAUGCAAACAGUGAAGUCGAGGCCAGAAGUGACAAAACAUUCCAAGUGCAGCAUAUGGAUUUCGAAGCCUGGGCUGCUGCUGAAAAUGACCUUGAAAAGACCGCCGGAUUACCUGCAAGAGCUCUAGAUGAAGUUGACCAGGACGAUCCUUACCGCGUUCUUCUCUUCUCGGAUGUUAAAGACUUUCUCUUCUCGCCAACCACAGAAGAGGGCUCGUGGCUACUGCAGGACGCCUUCUUGUUGUUCGCAGGCCUUUCGCCUCUAUCAUCAUUACCCGAGUCCAGGGUUUGGGAACGAGACCCUUUCGUUCAUAGCCAUUCGUCUGCCUCCGACGUCGCUGUGGUACCGGACGGUCUUGGGGAGAGCAAUUUUGGGUUGCAGAUGCGCUUUCGGGAAGUCUUUCUGGCUGCUCGUCAUUUGAGCUCUCAGACAAAUAGCGGUCUCCUGCCUUCCCCGGCAAGCGUCGUGGGUUCUUCUCUCGGCUUUGUUCGCCGAGCCAUAUCCCAGCUCGCGAGACUGGCUUCUGACGAAGAACCAAGUGAGGUACAUAUGGAAUACGCGAUUGCAUUGGAAGCUGGAAUUGAUUUGAAAUCAGCCAGAAAACAGACGAGGUCAUUUCUUAAGCGCAAAGCUGACAGCCUGAAACUCUAUAAUACGUAUGCCCUGCUUGAGUGCCAGCUGGGCAACCUCGAAGCCGCUGAAAGGGUUUGGUCAACUGCACUGUCGAUGCGAUAUUCGCUCAGCCAAGAUGUGCAAAUGGACUCAUUCCUUCUGUGGCGGGACUGGGCAUAUUCGUACAUGUGUCGAAAACAAUUUCAUCACGCUAGGGUUCUCCUAAGUCUGAUGACAGAGGAGCAGGUGGACUUAGUUCGGCUUCGAAAAGAGAUCGAAACCAUUAAUGAACCGUCUGCUGCCAUGCAGAUCAAGGUCGAGCAAUACAUCAAGACGCACAUCGACCAGGGCCGCUCUCAGAAGCCAGCAGAGCAAUUACCGGCGCUGAUCGACGUCCUUGCAUUUCAUAGGUACCUCAAUGCUGACCUGUCGCUUGAAGUGGCCCUGCAGAUAUACCAUGCAUCUCUCAUAUCUUUAACGGGUCUGUCGACAGUAUCUUCUUCAGUGCUCGAAGCUGUUCACGAGCACCGAGCUCGCUUCAUCUACGCUCAUUCCGUGACGUUCGGAAGGAGUUUUAGACCGCGCGAACUCCUCUCCGUUCUGAAAGACUCGAAAGAAACGUUUCCCGACAACCUCAACCUCUCGCUGCUACAUUAUUAUUUCCUUCAGAAAGCCGGACUUUUUGACCGGCUGCGGCAGGUCGACUCCAAAGAAGAUGGACAUGGAGAUGUGCAAAUCGAACAGAGUGUUGUUCCAUGCGUGUAUGAGUUGAUGCUCGAGCUCAACAGACCGUCGUACAGCGGGAGCACAAACCACAGCAUUCGCUCGGCUUUCAAACGUGUGACUCAGCUGGGAUCUUCUGGGCACGACAGUCUUCAAAUAUGGAAAACAUACGUUCUCUGGGAAACAUCAUUGAUCAAGUUCCAUGACACUUCGGACCUAAGGGGAAAAGAAUCCAUGAGGCUUGAAGAGAAAGCUCAAGGACAAGCAGCAAUGGCGACGCAAUCCUUGUAUGCGUCGCUACGGGCCUGCCCAUGGUCGAAAGAACUAUGCAUGCUGGGAUUUACGCAGCCAGCGCUGAGAAACGCAAUUGGCAAUGCCAAACUCCGACAGGUCUACGAGACCAUGCUAGAUAGAGGUAUACGGGUGCGUCUUGACAUAACAGAUACAUUUCUGUAG